GGGGUGGAGGAUGUGAGAGUGUGAAACCUUGCAACCAAGAAGAGACCAAACCUCGAGCUGUGUUCUUCAGGUUGGACUAUUAAACCGGUUUGGUUACUAUAUAAAACGCCGCACUCCCCGAAAGAGAACAAACCUGUCCAUCAGGCCGUGGUGCGUCACCCGGAACCGAUACAAAAGCGUGCAGGGUUUCUCAAAUCACGGCAUAACCUCAGCGGGGAAACAACUUCAUCCGCUUCCGACAUGUUUUACCUGGUUAUUGGCGUUGGAUUCAUUGGAAUAUUGUAUGUGACUUUAGUAAAUACCCUGUUUAGGCGGUCGAAAUGUACAGGUGGUCGUGAAAUGAAUGGAAAAACGGUCAUUAUUACAGGUGGUAAUACCGGUAUUGGGAAAGCUACAGCGAUGGGCCUUGCAGGCAGAGGUGCACGAGUGAUACUGGCUUGCAGGAACCAACAAAAAGCCGAAGCUGCCAUCAGUGACAUUAAAAAGGUUACUGGGAGCACUGAUGUGGAGUACAUGCAGCUUGAUCUGAGCAGUCUGAAAUUGGUGCGUUCCUUCGCCGAGACGUUCCUGAAGAAAGAAUCGAGACUGGAUGUGCUUAUUAACAAUGCAGGUCUUGUAGCAGAUGGUAGAACUGAAGAUGGGUUUGGUAUCGAGUUCGGUGUCAACCAUCUUGGACACUUCCUGCUGACAUGCCUCUUGCUGGACCGGCUUAAGGAGAGCCCAGGAGCUCGGGUGAUCACCCUGUCCUCGAUGGCUUAUCAGUGGGGCGAAAUUGACUUUGAUGCACUGGUCACCAGUAAAGACCUGGGUAGUGGGAGAUACAGCUGGCAGUUCUUUCAGGCCUACUGCAACAGCAAGCUUUGUAACGUUCUCUUCACACACGAGUUGGCAAAGAGGCUGAAGGGCACUAAUGUGACCUGCUACACUGUUCAUCCUGGUAUUGUGAAAACCGAGCUGUCACGUCAUGUCAGUCUCUGGCAGAAGGUGUUUAUUGAACCAAUAGCCCAGCUGUUGUUCCUGGACCCGAUGACUGGUGCCCAAACGACCCUCCACUGUGUCCUACAGGAAGGCAUCGAGCCUCUCAGCGGGCGCUACUUUUCUUGCUGUGCUGUGGAGGAAGUGAGUGCCAAAGCCAGAGACAAUUCUGUAGCCAAGAAGUUGUGGGAUGUGAGUGAGCAUCUAUGUGGGCUCUCCUGAACCAAAUGGAGCACUGUUGAAUUUGCAGCCUAUGAGACUUGAACUAAUAACCAGUCAUUCUUGAUGCUCAUGUUCUGUAAAUAGGUUUUAAGACUGUGAUUGAUGUAGUUGAUGGUUGCAUUAAAUAUAUUAAAGAAGGACGCACAACUCUGCAUUUUUGGCACGAUUUGUUUCACAACACUUUCAGAAAUUUUGUAUUUAUACAUUGUGAAUUGUAUCAUCCGUUGCUUUUCAAUUGUUGUAAUAAAAUCUGCAGUAUGAUUUUAAA
Molecule: messenger RNA, 1465 nt
Organism: Silurus meridionalis
Lineage: Eukaryota; Metazoa; Chordata; Actinopteri; Siluriformes; Siluridae
Product: dehydrogenase/reductase SDR family member 13-like
Exons: 5
Coding region: 241-1197 (318 amino acids)
Source: RefSeq, a predicted model, not a curated record